Messenger RNA from Elaeis guineensis (African oil palm), 1752 nucleotides. Its product is annotated as mitogen-activated protein kinase kinase kinase 18. NCBI's taxonomy places the organism in Eukaryota, Viridiplantae, Streptophyta, Magnoliopsida, Arecales, Arecaceae. Gene Ontology annotation, molecular function: ATP binding; protein kinase activity. The record is from RefSeq and is a predicted model, not a curated record. Gene Ontology annotation, biological process: signal transduction; protein phosphorylation.
UGGUGACAAGAGGUUCUUUGUCGCCGGAGGAUUGGGAUUGGGCGGCUUUCCAAUCGCUCGGAAAGCCGCUCCAUCUUUCUCAAACUCUUUCCCAAGAAUGCCAAAUUCAAUCUCUCAGGAACACAGUUUGACCGCGAUAGACAACCUUCGUAAGAUUAUAGUCAUUUAUUUUGUCAUCAAUAUUUCUUUCAGUUGUGUUCUUCAUGUCCUAUAUAUAGAACGUUCUCUCUUCCAUAUUGCAGUUGGUCAAUAAUUUUCUGUUCAUAUUGUUCCAGUCUUUCUUUGUUGUUUGCUUGUGGAUAUCUGGGUUCUCUGUUUUAUCUUCAUAUAGUCUCUGUCUCUCUUUCUCUCGCUGUCAUAGAAGAGAAACGGACCAGUUCAUACCUAUCGUUUUCCAAACACCAGUAUCUGUUUGUAUUUGGAAAGACCAUCAAUCCUGUUUCCUGGGUUGGAUAUCCAACCUGACAUUACCUCCACCCUCCAUUUCCUCCGUCCUCUGUUUCUUUCCCUGAGGAAAGUACAGAGAAAUGGCCCGAGCCAUCUCGAAUUCUCUUUGCCCAAAGGACUGGGUUAGAGGAAAAGCAGUUGGGAAUGGGUCCUUUGGCAUCGUCAACUUGGCCAUGAACAGAUCAACGGGCAAGCUCUUUGUCGUCAAGUCCUCACGAUCUGGCAUGGGGUUACAAUCCCUGAAGAAUGAGGCUGACAUCCUCGAGAGUCUGAAUUCGCCAUACAUUGUUCGAAGCCUUGGGCAUGAAGCUGUAGACAAAGCAGGAAGUCAACAAGAAUUCAACUUGUUCAUGGAAUACAUGGCAGGGGGGAGCCUGUUGGAUAUUGUGGAAAAGUUUGGUGGAGCACUGGAUGAGUCAGUGAUUAGAUCCUACACCAGAGAAAUUCUCAAAGGGAUUGCGUACCUUCAUAGAAAUGAUAUCGUCCACUGCGAUAUUAAAUGUAAGAAUGUGCUCUUGGGUUCAUCUGGGAACAUCAAGUUGGCUGACUUUGGGUGUGCUAGAAGAUUGGGAGGAUCUUCGGAGGUUGAUGCAUGUUCAAAGAAUUCAUCACAAUUUUCCGGUGGGACUCCAUUGUGGAUGGCACCAGAGAUUUUGAAGAAUGAAGGUGUCGGAUUCCUGUCAGAUAUAUGGUCUCUGGGAUGCACUGUGAUUGAGAUGGCCACUGGAAGACCUCCAUGGACCGACGAGGUAUCGAACCCGAUGACGGCAGUAUACAAGAUUGCAUGCUGUGAUGAUCUUCCAAAGCUCCCAUCCGGUUUCUCCAACGAGGGGCUUGAUUUCCUUGGAAAAUGUUUGCAGAAGGACCCAAAGAAGAGAUGGAAUGCUGAGCAAUUGCUCAACCAUCCAUUUAUCACUGGGGGUUGGAAUCAAAUGUGUUUGAAGGAGGCAUCCUGGUCACCAACAAGUGUCUUACAUGCAGGUUCCAGAGGGAACUGGCCUUUGGACAAAUUGGAGUCACCGACCGAAGAAGACAUCUCGACAUGGAGACCAUUCUUGAUGCAGUCUGAGAUUUCCAAGAAGCUAAGAAGGAUGUGCAGCAAACAGAUUGAUUUACAGGCAACAGAAGGGUGGAUUGAGGUUAGAUCAGGAUGAAAAUUUUGAUAGGUAUAGAUGAUAGCAACCUGUAAAUUGACAAAGACAGGGAUCUGGAUGUACAGCUCAGUCUAUAGGUAGAAUCUCGUUCUCACUGUUUUCACUCUUCUCCUUUGUCUUACCUCUAUUUGAAAUCCAAGGAUAAAUAAUU